AUGAAAAUAAUUCUCAUUGCAACCUGUCUCCUUCUUGGAGCCAUCCUUGUUUCCUGCCAGCAACAACAACAACAAGGUACUGAUCAAACAAGCUCAACCUCUUCCAAUCAAUCCAACGAUAUCAAACUUCCAUUGAAUUGCAGCACCAGCAUGUCAGUAGUCUUUCCAGCAGAAAUAAUUCUACAAGCCUAUCUUGAAAGUGACACUGCCAAUGUUACAGCUCUUUGGCUCAAUAUCAUGCUAGCUUCCCAAAAACAAGGUGCCUCACUCACUCAAUCAGCCAUUUCCAAAUAUUCCUCCAAUUCUCAAUUAGUUUCACUUUUACAAGAAUUGAAUGCAAACAUGACUCAAAUGGAACAACAACUUUCUGGAUUAUUCUCAUCUUUGCAAUUGCAACAAUUACCUGACAUUCAAAAUCUUACCUAUGGUGAUGAUUGUUCAUUGAGAGCUGCUACAGUUGAUAAUUUGAGAGGUCCAUGUGAUUUUAUAUUUGUCUUGAUUCAUAGAAUGGCAAUGGCAAAGGUUGUUAACUUGUUGGCCAUUUCUGAAGGUGAUAUUAAUCAACAAGUUGGUGAUAUUGCUUACAAUGAAUUGGUCAAUUCAUCCAAUACUAUUGAAAAAUUAUUGCAAAUUGCAAAGGCAUCCAAUUGCUAUGCCCAACAAUAA
Naegleria gruberi is the source of this 666-nucleotide messenger RNA. RefSeq lists its product as uncharacterized. Lineage: Eukaryota; Heterolobosea; Eutetramitea; Acrasida; Naegleriidae. The transcript has a single exon. The record is from RefSeq and is a predicted model, not a curated record. Bases 1 to 666 code for a protein of 221 amino acids.